Molecule: messenger RNA, 1873 nt
Organism: Nannospalax galili (Upper Galilee mountains blind mole rat)
Lineage: Eukaryota; Metazoa; Chordata; Mammalia; Rodentia; Spalacidae
Gene: Prr5
Product: proline rich 5
Exons: 8
Coding region: 251-1438 (395 amino acids)
Biological process (GO): TORC2 signaling
Cellular component (GO): TORC2 complex
Source: RefSeq, a predicted model, not a curated record
CCGCCCCCGGCCUGCGUUUGCGCCGGGCGAUGCGGACCGCGCUCCGAGCGCUCCACGCUGCGCCGCGCGGAGCAAUGAUUAACCGGGCCCGGCUGGCGGCGCGCGGCCCGGGGCCGAGGAGCAGGGUCCGGGCGGGACCCCGUGGGGAGGCCGGGCUUCCCGCUCGCGGCCCGGUCUCCUCGUAGAGGGCGCGGCCCAGCGUGGGCCCGCGGCGUGGCGUGGCGCAGGGCGCGCGUGGGCCGGGGUGAGCAUGAGGACUCUCCGCAGGUUGAAGUUCAUGAGUUCGCCCAGCCUCAGCGACCUGGGCAAGAGAGAGGCGGCGGGUGUGGACGAGCGCGGUACGCAGCAGCGCAGGGCCUGCGCCAACGCCACCUGGAACAGCAUCCAGAACGGGGUGAUUGCUGUCUUCCAGCGCAAGGGACUGCCUGACCAGGAGCUCUUCACCCUCAAUGAGGGUGUCAGGCAGCUGCUGAAGACAGAGCUGGGGUCCUUCUUCACUGAGUACCUGCAGGCUAGUGAUGGCACUUCCAUCGACUUUCAGAACCAGCUGCUGACGAAGGGCAUGGUGAUCCUGCGUGACAAGAUCCGCUUCUACGAGGGACAGAAGCUGCUGGACUCGCUGGCAGAAACCUGGGAUUUCUUCUUCUCCGAUGUGCUGCCCACACUGCAGGCCAUCUUCUACCCUGUGCAGGGCAAGGAGCCAUCAGUGCGCCAGCUAGCCCUGCUGCACUUCCGGAACACCAUCACCCUCAGCGUGAAGCUGGAGGAUGCACUGGCCCGUGCCCACGCCCGAGUACCCCCCGCCAUUGCACAGAUGCUGCUGGUGCUGCAGGGAGUACAUGAAUCCAGGGGCGUGACCGAGGACUACCUGCGCCUAGAGACUCUGAUCCAAAAGGUGGUAUCGCCAUACCUGGGCACCUAUGGCCUCUACUCUAAUGAAGGGCCCUUCACCCACUCCUGCAUCCUCGAGAAACGCCUUCUACGACGCUCCCGCUCUGGGGACAUCCUGGCCAAGAACCCGGUGGUACGCUCCAAAAGCUACAAUACACCACUGCUCAACCCCGUGGCCGAGCACGAGGCAGAGGGUGCAGUGGCCGGCAGCACCAGCAUCCGCAGGCACUCUGUCUCUGAGAUGACGUCCUGCCCUGAACCCCAGGACUUCGUGGACACACCUGGCCAGGGCCCUUCAGGGGACUUCAGGCCGUCUCCAACACCUCACUUGGGGCCCUGCCCCAGCAGACUGUACCCCCCUGUCCACUCCCCAGAGCAGGACCCAGCCCAUGGCUCUCCACUUACCUCGAGCCCAGAGACACUAGUGGACCAGAUCCUGGAGUCUGCAGACUCAGACUCCGAAGGGAUUUUCAUUGACUUUGGGCAGGGAAGUCAUUCCAGUGUGUCUGACUUUGAGGCGACUGGGGGCCGGCAGAGUGUGGUGUGAGGACAGAGGUCAGCCUCAUGUUUUUACCGAUCUGUAUGUUUGCGUGUCUGUGUGGUAUGUGAGUGUGAGACUUUUUUACACUGUCCUGACCCUGCCAGCCCCCUUGUCAUAGCCUUGGUCACUUUAUAUAACCCCGGUGCAUUGGAAGUCCACUUCCCCUGCCUGCCUGGGGCCUGAUUGAGGGGUCCAGCUGGCGCCACCCGAGUGCACACUCGGUCACCUCAUAUGGGGUACACAAGGUGUCCUGCCUGCCCCAGCCUUCAGCGUCCACACCCACCCAGGAAAAUGUGAAAAUGGUGGAUUCUGCCUACGCUGGCCCAACUUGGCCCCCACAGUGACUGGAUUCAAGCCGCAGCCAGACCUGGCAGCCUGCCCUUCCUCAGUCUGGGGUGUCCAGGGGACAGGAAAGCAUGGAAUAAAACUACAGCUCCUGUC